AUGCACCUUACAUACGUCUCAGGUCUCUUUGCCAUUCUCGUUGGCAUUGCUUUGAGCUCUCUUGGUGGGCGACAUGCGCCAAUCACUCCGGAUCCAACUGUUGACCCGGCACCGAACAUCAAACAUCGCCAGCACUUUUUACCCUGGCAUGUUGAACACAACCCUACAGAGACGGAAGACCUGAUAAAGCCUGCCACGCCGGCUAAUGUACACAAGCACCCUUCGGAGCGCCGCGAGGACAAACUCGCUAGCCCCCUUGACUACCGCUGCGGCGAAAAGCAUGGAAGAUGCCCCAGUGGUACCUGCUGCUCCAGUGCAGGUUUCUGCGGCACUACAAAGGCGCACUGUCGAUCCCCAGACUGCAAAAUCGAUUAUGGCUUAUGCGAUGCCCACAAAACACCCAAAGGUCCUCCCACAAAGGACAUUCUGCGGCCUAAAAUCGGAGUUGUUCCAUAUGGUCCGCAACAGAUCCGAUCUUGCUCUGUUCCAGGAACAGUAGCUUUGACGUUUGAUGAUGGACCCUCAAGAUAUACUGGUGAUCUUCUUGAGCUACUCGACAGGUAUGAGGCACCGGCAACGUUCUUUGUUACUGGCAUCAAUAACGGCAAGGGUGCAAUCGAUGACCCUGAAUUACCUUGGGCUUCCUUGAUUGAACGUAUGGUGCUCGGUGGUCAUCAAAUUGCCAGUCAUACAUGGUCUCACGAGGAUCUCAGCAAGAUUACACCCACUCAACGUAUUGACCAGAUGGUCAAGAACGAAGCUGCUCUUCGGAACAUCAUGGGAAGCUUCCCCACCUAUAUGCGCCCGCCAUACUCGAGCUGUGAAGAGAAGUCUGGAUGCCGUGAAGAUCUGGGUCGCAUGGGAUACCAUAUCGUGUUGUAUGAUAUCGACACGGACGACUACAAAAAUGACAACCCGGGCUUGAUUCAGAAAUCAAAGGACAUUUUUGACAAGGCUUUGGCUGCUGGAAAUCCUGCCUCCCAUUCUUAUUUGAUCAUUGCCCACGAUGCCCAUGAACAGACUGUUCACAAUCUCACGGAACACAUGUUGCAGACAAUGACACGCCUCGGAUACCGCCCUGUCACUGUCGGAGAAUGCCUCCGAGAUCCGCGGGAGAUGUGGUACCGCAAGGAUGGCCGCUGGACCGGGCACAUACAGAAGACUACAAAAAUCUUCCACCAACAGGUAUCAGUCGAUGGCACUUGUGGCAGAAACUACACCUGCUCGGGCUCUAGCUUCGGACUGUGCUGUGGUCAGUGGAAUCUUUGCGGAAACAGCUCCAACCAUUGUGGAAACGGUUGUCAAAAGGGUGCCGGUUACUGCGCGGUGGAAGUACCCCACAACGGCGAUGCGUGGGACCCAACUGUCUCGAAAAAGGGCAAUAAGUCAGAGGGAGAUUCUGACUAUCGAAACCUCGGUACUGCCGCCGUGACAUCUUUGUUCCUGGCAUUAAUUGUGGCCAUUUGGAUGUGA
Molecule: messenger RNA, 1473 nt
Organism: Penicillium longicatenatum
Lineage: Eukaryota; Fungi; Ascomycota; Eurotiomycetes; Eurotiales; Aspergillaceae
Product: chitin deacetylase CDA6
Exons: 2
Coding region: 1-1473 (490 amino acids)
Biological process (GO): carbohydrate metabolic process
Molecular function (GO): hydrolase activity, acting on carbon-nitrogen (but not peptide) bonds; chitin binding
Source: RefSeq, a predicted model, not a curated record